AAAGAGCUUUGUUUGGAGCAUGUUCUGAAAUAGUGAUGGAGGCUGAGACGGAGGAAAGAACCAAACCCAUUGCCAUCUUCAUUGCCUUCGGUACUAGAGGCGACGUCUAUCCCAUCGCUGCCAUUGCUGCAGCUUUUGCUUGUGACCAGAAGCAAUACAAUGUGGUCCUGAUAACUCAUUCAGCACAUGAGAACUUAGGUCUUCACUUGGCAGAAAAGCAUGUUGCUUAUUAUCCAAUUUCAUCACUGCCUGUUCUUUCUACUGAUCAAAAUCAUGAGACUGCUACAGGAUCAACCUCAAUGGAGUUGUCAUUUUUGCUGCACAAAGAAAAGCUUCAAAGAGAACAUAGACAAGAGUGCUAUUCUCUAGUUCAAAGGAUAUUUGGAUGUGGCCCAAGCUUGGAGGGUGAUUUUAUUCUGAUAAAUUUCUUUGCAUUGGAAGGGUGGAGCCUUGCGGAAAUGUUUUGUGUCCGUUGCGUAGUUGCUGCCCCAUAUGUCGUCCCAUAUAGUGCACCUUCAUCAUUUGAGCGCCAGUUCAGAAAAGAACUUCCACUUUUGUAUAGAUAUCUCCAGGAAGCUCCCAUUGAUAAGGUUUGUUGGAAGGACGUGAUUCAUUGGAUGUGGCCUCUUUUCACUGAAAGUUGGGGAUCAUGGAGAUGUGAUGAACUGAAUCUGAGUACUUUCCCUUUUACGGAUCCAGUAACAGGUCUCCCCACAUGGCAUGAUAGGCCUCCAUCGCCCCUGUUAUUGUACGGAUUUAGCAAAGAAGUUGUUGAAUGCCCUGCAUGGGGUUUUUAAAAAAUCCUCAAGCAUUUCUUCGUGUUCUUCAAACUGUUAUAGAGAUCACAAGUUACAGAUUUAUUCUCUUCACAGCUGGCUUUGAACCUUUAGAU
Molecule: messenger RNA, 892 nt
Organism: Corylus avellana
Lineage: Eukaryota; Viridiplantae; Streptophyta; Magnoliopsida; Fagales; Betulaceae
Source: RefSeq, a predicted model, not a curated record